GCCCCGGGGACGCGGCCCGCGCGGCACCGCCGGUGCCCGGCGCCGCCGGCCGCCAUGGGGGAACAACCCAUCUUCAGCACCCGAGCUCAUGUCUUCCAGAUUGACCCAAACACUAAGAAGAACUGGGUUCCCACCAGCAAGCAUGCUGUUACUGUGUCCUACUUCUAUGACAGCACAAGAAAUGUCUACAGGAUAAUAAGUUUGGAUGGCUCAAAGGCAAUAAUAAAUAGCACUAUCACCCCCAACAUGACAUUUACUAAAACAUCCCAGAAGUUUGGCCAGUGGGCAGACAGCAGGGCGAAUACUGUUUAUGGCUUGGGAUUUUCAUCUGAGCAUCACCUUUCAAAAUUUGCUGAAAAAUUUCAGGAAUUCAAAGAAGCUGCCCGACUAGCGAAGGAAAAAUCUCAAGAAAAGAUGGAGCUAACAAGUACGCCCUCUCAAGAGUCAGCUGGAGGGGACAUUCAGUCUCCCUUAACACCGGAAAGUAUUAAUGGGACAGAUGAUGAGAGAACAAUGCCAGAAGUGACGCAGAAUUCGGAACCAAGGGCUGAACCAACCCAGAACGCAUUGCCAUUUACCCAUAGUUCGACAAUCAGCAAGCAUUGGGAGGCAGAGCUGGCUACGCUCAAGGGUAACAACGCUAAGCUCACAGCAGCCCUGCUGGAGUCCACUGCCAAUGUCAAACAAUGGAAGCAACAACUUGCUGCAUAUCAGGAGGAAGCAGAACGUCUUCAUAAGCGGGUGACUGAGCUAGAGUGUGUGAGCAGUCAAGCCAAUGCAGUCCACACACACAAAACAGAGUUAAACCAGACUAUACAGGAGUUAGAGUCUACAUUGAAGAAGAAAGAAGAGGAAAUAGAAGGAUUGAAACAAGAGAUCGACAAUGCCAGAGAGCUCCAGGCACAGAGGGAUUCUCUGACCCAGAAGUUACAGGAAGUAGAAAUUCGAAACAAAGACCUGGAAGGCCAGCUGUCUGACCUAGAGCAACGUCUGGAGAAAAGUCAGAAUGAGCAAGAAGCUUUUCGCAAUAACUUGAAGACACUUUUAGAAAUUCUUGAUGGAAAAAUAUUUGAACUAACAGAGUUGCGAGAUAACUUGGCCAAGCUAAUAGAAUGCAGCUAAAGAAAAUGGGAUUUCCGUGCCAAUCAGCUUAAAGAUGCACUGUCUCUCUUCAUAGGACUGUGUUGGGCUCUGCAUCAAAGUUGCACAAAAUUAGAAAACACUCCUCUGAGAGGGCUUGUUUUAAAUUUGAGUCCUGUUUAAACGUAAAAUUUAGAAUUCAGCUUGUAGCUAGUUGAAGAAAAAAAUCUACAAACAAAAAAGACUUGAAUUGCAAAUUACCUCCAUGUACAUUAUUGGCUACAGAUAACUUGAAAGAUAUUAACAGUAAUUGAAUGCAAGCCUUUUCCAAUUAUCAAUGAUGGAAGAAUUAGCAGUGUCCCAGGUCACAUCCCCUUUUUGUGAUAGAUACACUAAAGCUUAUAUGCUGUUUUAUUUAUCUAAGAUAUUUAAUUGCCAUGUUUUGUGCAAGAACUUAGUGAUGACAGCCCUGUAUUUUGUUGUUCUUAAUAAUUUCUCAGGAUACUUUGCACUGUGGAGAAGCAGUGCCAUUACCAAUUUAUUCUUGCCAGGAGUGAGAGAGUUGCAUCUUUAAUUGAAACAAAGUUACUAUAACUGCUUGUAUAAAGCUCUUCCUUUUGGGGAUUUUUAAUUGAUUGGUUGGUUGGUUGGUUUGUUGUUUGUUUGAGUUUUUUUGUUUGGGUUUUUUAAUACACACACACACUGGCACACAUACACAGAGGAAGAGACCAUAUUUCUUCAUGAAACUUACUCUGGUGUUCUACAGUAUUGUGCAAUGUCAGGUUUACUUUUUCAUACUAAUUCCAUGUACUUACAGUGAGAUACUAUCGUCCAUUUAACUAUAUUUUGAAGCCAACCAAUGAUGGAAGGUGAGUCCCCCAGGAAAAAAAAACAACAAAAACAAAAAGACGGGGGGAGAAGGGGGGUAAAAGACCCCUGGGAAAUUUCAAAUGUAAAAUCUGACAUGUGCAGAUAACAAGGAAUAGCCAGUCAUUUGUUUUCUGGCCUUGAUACCUGUUUCGAAUAUGUGUGUUCAAUUAACUUGUUAACCUGUUCUGCAGGAGACUUUUUCAGAAUGUCACAUGAAUUUCAGGUUUUGUGGAGAAUGGCUUAUGGGGAGCACUAUUUUAUUACAGAUUGCAUUAAGGGCAUAGAGCUAUUGCAAGGCAUCACUUGUACACUGAACUUGUCCAGCCAAGAAACUUUCGUUGUCACAGCAAAUUGAAAUGGAGACAUGUUUACUCUUUUAUGAGUCUUCAUAUCACAUCCUUAUUGAAACUACACCAGGCAAUAUUCUGAACUGUUAACUACAUGUUUAAAAACAGGAAAAUGAAUUCAAUUAUCCUCAGUGAGCAGAUUUUAAAGUUGUUUUGAUGUAAUUUUAACAGACUUUUGGCAAACACACAUUUCUUUAUAUAAUAGAUUUAUUUAAAAGAAAAAAAACAAAACCAAACCUCUUUGAAAGGUAAGCCAAGUGUCACGUGUCUUGCAUCAAAGUACAUUCUUGCCAUAAAUUGCUUGUGAUGUUGAAGAGGGCUUUUUUAAAAACGUAUGAAUGAGUGUCAGACUUCAGAGUCUAAAGAUGCACAGGCCUUUGUUUGCUCCCCAAAUUAAUUUGAAUGUUAAACAUGAAAUCUAGCUGCUUAUUAAAUUUGUACAACACAAUUUUCUCUAUUUAGAGACUGCUAUUCAAAACUAGAGAAGAUUACUUAGUUUUCAUGUGUGUACUGUGUGUAUGUACCAUAUAAUACACGCAGGUGCUCAUUUAUAUUAGAAAUACAUGCUUUAUUUCUAAAAUACUGUUUUUUCUUUACCAGUGAUUUAUCAGGUGUUUCCUGACUAGUCAGGAGGCUGGUUUAGGUCUAAUGCUAAACCAUCAUGUAUUAUACGGUAUGUAAUGUACACAAUGUUUACGCUUUCUCCAUUUUAUUUAUUAAAGGGGUGGGGGGAGCUUGGUUCAGCGUGCUACUGGUUGAAAACUUUGUUGUGAGCUACAUGUUUUUCAUUUGUUGGUUUUUAAAUGGUGGUGUGUAUAUCUUCAUCAGGUCCAGAUGAGCAGACACGAUAAGCUUUUACUUUACUUGGGGAUGUUUGGGCCUGAUUCUCCUCUUACUGGGGCUGCUGUAAACCAAAUGUGUCCUUGAUGUUACGCCAGCAAUGGUCAGUUGACGUAAUGUCUGUCGAAGUGCAAGGAGAAUCGGGCCUCUUAUACUGCUCAGUGGACAUAAUAAAGAUGAAGAAAAAAUAAAAACACAAGAAGCUGAUGAUGGAAUAAAUGUAAUAUUAUUUUUAAUGAUAUUAUUAUUGACAUUUUUAAAGAUAUGAUGUCAUUUAAAUGUGAGAAAAUAGUGGACAGAAACAUUUCCACUUAAAUUUUGUGAGUAUGUGUGGUACAUGAGUAUUUCUAUGUAUACGUACACACACAUAUGUAUAUACAGAACGUGGAAAAAUUUAAAUGUGCACAUUUUUAAUAUUUUCCUAUUGAAAUUAAAUUUAGAACUGGAAAUUGAUAUUUGAGAAUUUCUUUUUCUCAUAGAGUAGGUAUGCCUCAUUUCUUUCUUUUAAAUAAUACAAUUACCGAGGGCUGCACCUUUGAAUUCCCAAGUAGUUGCCAAGCGUAAAUAUGGGACAAGGUGGACAUACGUGCACAUAUAAAUAAAAUCCUAUUGCAAAGACAAUUUCUAGUGUGUAUGUACAGUAGGUGAGUGUUUCAAAACUGUGACCCAAAGGUCAUACUUAGGUGACUGUACCUACUGUAACCUCUCCACUCUGUUUGAAGAUAAAAGUUUGCCGGAGACGGGUAUUGCGCAUUGUAUCUAUGAUGAAACUGCGGGGAUAUGUAUACGAGAAAACCACGGCAAGUUAACUGUGUAGCCUGAAAACACGACCUUGCAUGUUAGGGGAGAGCAGUCACAUUGCAUGUAACUUGUUGUAUGGCAACUACAGUCUUGUGGGAAAAAAAAAAAAAAAGAAAAAAAAGCUGCAAAAGGAAUUACCAAAAAUCUUCACAAAUACCCAACAACAGCAACAACAACAGCAAAAGAGGAAAAUCAAAAAUACAGGUUUUUAUUUUGAAAUGCACUUGCUGUUCUCUGGAGAAUGUACUUUUACUGUUUUUUUUUUUUUCUUAAAUCUUUUUCAAGUAUGUGCAAGUGAUAGCAGCAGCAGCAACCUUAAUCUUCCAGGUGCUACUGGAUUUUGCAUUAGAGUGUUAUGUUGUGAAAUCCUGACUUUGACAUAAAAGAUUUUUGUAAGUAUAUCUCAGUAGUUAGAUUUUGGAGUGUCUUCUUCGUAAUCCAUAUGCCUCAAUGAUCCAGAAAUUGCAUUUUUCUAUGUGGACAAAGUGAAACGUGUGAAUUAAUCUGUCUGUUACAGACCAGGCAUUCUUUUUCCUGGCUAGUACUUCCAGGAAAGAGAAUGAACUGGUAACACAGAAAUGCUGUUAUAAGGUCUCUUAAGAAAAUACAUUUUCAGGUAAAAUAUAAAUCAAUA
This is a messenger RNA of Colius striatus (speckled mousebird), 4572 nucleotides long. It is a transcript of the gene HOMER1, whose product is annotated as homer scaffold protein 1. The coding region runs from base 55 to 1122 and encodes 355 amino acids. Gene Ontology annotation, molecular function: G protein-coupled glutamate receptor binding. Gene Ontology annotation, cellular component: dendrite; plasma membrane; cytoplasm. The transcript is spliced from 9 exons. NCBI's taxonomy places the organism in Eukaryota, Metazoa, Chordata, Aves, Coliiformes, Coliidae. The record is from RefSeq and is a predicted model, not a curated record. Gene Ontology annotation, biological process: regulation of store-operated calcium entry; G protein-coupled glutamate receptor signaling pathway.